AUUUUGUAAACAUGGCGAGAAGAAACAGGGAUGCAACUUCUGCGGAGGAAAAAUAUUACGGAACAUGGAAGAUCGUUGAGUGUGUGUCGUUAGCAGGAUCAGUUGAUACGAGUGGAAUAGAAGGGUGUCAGUUUCAACUAUAUGAAAACAAUGAUGUUUCGUGGAAGGUACCAGAUGGAUCAGAAAUCAUGCCAUUUUUUAACUCUGAUACCUAUGAGUUUGUCAAAAGAAUCAAGCCCAUGAUAGGAGGACAUGAGACAGAUGUUACUUCCCUAAAAUUUUUUGGAACUUGUGCAGAGCAUGUCAUUGAAUUUAAAGUGAAGACCUCUGAUGAUCUGAUGCUUUUAACAUGUGAACGCUGUUGUAUACUUCAGUGUCAAAAGAUGAAGUCUGAGGAUGUUGAACUGGACAAUCCAUAUUGUUUUACACCUGCCCUAGAAGAAGGCUUUUUCUCUGAUGUGGUCAUCAAAUCGAAGAGUGGCAGAGAGUUUAAACUUCAUUCCAUUCUUCUGAAUCUGGCAGUUCCUGGUCACAACUGGAGGUUAUCUCCCUUGAAUGGUAUGCGAGACAAUAUCCUGAGCACAGUUUUCCAUUAUUUGUACAAGGAAUGUCUGCCCCCUGGACUGUCAGAGGACACAGCUAGGGACUGUAUCAAAACUCUGUCUGACAUGAAAGAGUUUGACACCUUCAUCAAGCUUUGUCAGACUUUUCUAAGGAAUACAGCAUUAAGGCACCAAAUUGUGAGUCUUAUAGAUGAUAUGCAUGCAUGUGCCAACAGAAUAAUUGAUUUAUUCAAAUGUAAGAAGCCUCACAGUAAAGGAAUGAUGCCAGAAGAUGCAUUAGUAGCCAAUCCCCAGAAAUUAUGUUAUGUCAUUAAACAAGCAGCCCGCGAGGGAGCUGUAGCAUGUUCCAAACUGGUGCUUCUAUGUGAUCUGUUUGCCAGGAGAAGUGGGGAACUACCUCAAGAAGAAAGACAUGAUAUUAUUAGAUAUGCACAUUCCAGAUUACCCAUAUUUAUCAAGCAAGUGCAAGAAUUUUUUGAAGUCUUUGAGUACCAGUUAAUGCUAAUGGGACCAGAUCAAAAACAAGAGAUAGCCAGCUAUAUACUGCCUGAGAUUGAGGAAUCCAUGACUCUUUUGACUACAUUUGUGGAGGAAUUUCAGACUGCGCUUGAUGUUGCAAUUACAACAAACAUAUCAGAGAAGGAGAAGGUGGAGAAGAAAGACAAACAGAAGAAGGAGCAUGUGAAGGACAUCCUCAGUAAAACCCUGAAACAUGCUUUACACGUCCGAGAGUUAAAGAAGCUAAGAAAUAUGCAUGAGGCAGCAACAGUCAAACUGGAGAUGUUUUUGAAAAAGAUGCAUGUUUUUAGUAAGAAGACAGAAGCAGAAAAGAUUCCAUUGAUAGUGUACUUGUUAGAUGCUCUGAAGAACAAUGAGGCUCCUCUUUUUGUGGACAGAAUGCAGCACUUGGCUCUUGUUCUAGAAGAAAAAUACAAGUGGAAGGAGUGGAAGUACAUGUUCAAAUUGAGCUCCUCUAAAAUUGCAUGGGGUGUGCAUAAGCUAAGAAGCUAUAGAUCAACUUUGGACAAAAGUAUAAAACAGAUGGUGGAUCUGGUCAACAAGGGGGAUUUCAAAGCAACAGUUGCAUCUCUGGGUCUCCUGGAUACCAAGGGGGACACCUCCACAUCUGAUUUAGACACAAAAUAUGCUAGGUUGAGUUCUGUAGAAUCUCUCUGUAUUCCUCCGCCAUCAAGAAGAAGUGUGCUGGCACAACGAGCGUUAGAGUUGUUUAAGAAACAACAAAACACAGACAUGGUUUUUGAAAUCAUUCUUGUUCGAGAUAUGGGCGACAUAGUCAUUGACCACACCCACGGUGGAGACCCCAUAGAGAGACAGGAGGAUGACCAUGAUAUGGAGAUCCAUCAGAUCCCGGCCCACUGUGUGGUGCUAGCCGCUCGCUGUAACUGGUUCUCUCGUGCUCUUCUAAGUGGCAUGAGAGAAUCUAUAGACAAGAAAAUAACAAUACAUGACACAAACCCAGAGAUCUUUUCCAUGUUUUUGGAGUUCUUGUACUGUGGCCACAUUCAAUUGAACUCAUUGUCAACAGAUCAGCUGACAGAGUUACUAACCUUAGCAGAUAGAUAUGAGGUUGCCGAUCUUGGGCGGGUGUGUGAGCAUGGGCUGUUACAACACGUGGACACGGACACCGCCCUCUGUCUCCUCAGCAUUGCUGACCAAUUCCAAAGCACAACCCUCAAGGAUAAAGUGCUGAAUUUUUUAAGAAACCACCCUGAUAUAAAGAAUGGAGAAGUAUUUGUUCAGCUUCCCCCACAUUUACGUGCAGAAAUAGAAGAUGUCAUUCAAGAAGAUGAAAUGGAGACAGCAAGUUCGUCCAGUGUGGAUGAUGUGGAGGAGAUGGUUGGACGGAUGCAGGUGUCUUCCAGGAGAUAUUCCUCUUCUUCAUCCUCCUCUUCAUCGAGUUAUGUGGAAUAUGGUGAACUUGCGACAGAUCAGAAUCGAUUGGCAGAUUGUAUCGCUGGCUUGCGUGGUGUUAUCGGUGACGACGUGCCAGAGGAAGACCUCAUACAGUUCGCCUUGGCGGCUGAUUACGAUGUCAGUCGUGCCAUCAAUUUUUACUUCCAGUCAUCUUGAAUAUAGACUUUGUCUCAGAACCGGUUAUUUAUGGCUGGAUUAUUCUAUAUAAGCUACAUGCUUUUAAAAUUACUUAAGGUACCUCACUACACCUACACUUAUACACUUAUAAGACACUUCGUCACAAGAUUACAGGCAAUUUAAAUGUUUUGUUAAUCUGUUUAGAUUGUUCAAUUAGGAUGUAUAUCAUCGUAGCUCAGUGGUUAAAGUAUUGAGAUUCUAAACUGCAGAUCAUGAGUUCGAAUCCGCCUGGAGCUUUUGUUCAUGUUAACUGAAUUAAAUUUUUGAAAAUGUAAUUUUUCAUCCAAAAUUGCACAUUUUUUUGCCUAUUAGACUUAAAUACAAAUUCUUCUUAUCCAUUAUGAUAUAUAUCAUAAUCAAGUAAUUUUCUGUUGAUUUAAGAAAAUAUUUCAUGGUGUAGUGAGCCACCUUAAGUGUAGGGCGCAUUUAACAUGUUAAAAAGGAAUUACUGCUUUUAAUUAUGUGAUGAGUAGUUUUGGAAAUUAAAAAACUUCAAUUUUUAUGUAGAUCAUAUUUAGUGUUAUAUGACACAAAGAUAUUCAUAUGAAGACAUGAUCUAAUGGCCUUAUUCUUAAAUUUUAAACCGGUUAUUUAAAUAAAAAACUAGGUAAGAUGUUAAAAUUUUAUGUAUAGGAGAGUUUAAAUUGUUUUGCAAUUUGAUCCAGUGCAUUUUAGUGUAAUGCUAAUUAAAUCCUAAUUUUCCAGAUGAUUAAUAAAGACUUUUUAUGUUUUUUUAGAAAUUAAUCAUGUCUUUGAAUUUAUGAAUCUUGAAUCAGCUUUGUAUAGGAAUAUCCAUGUUAAACAUAAUUCUGCGUGCAAUGUAUGUUCACUUUGUUGAUCUCUGAUGGUCAUGGUACUUCUAUACAUUCUUGUAUAUUAUUGACAACCUCUAGUCAUUGAUCCUUGUUGUUCAGAUUACAUCUUUUAAAUAUAUGUUUAUGGAGAAAUUUUGUUGAAUUGUUUUAUAUAAAGUCUACAACCAUUAUAUAAAUAGUGCCUG
Molecule: messenger RNA, 3675 nt
Organism: Magallana angulata
Lineage: Eukaryota; Metazoa; Mollusca; Bivalvia; Ostreida; Ostreidae
Exons: 21
Coding region: 12-2654 (880 amino acids)
Biological process (GO): proteasome-mediated ubiquitin-dependent protein catabolic process; regulation of proteolysis
Cellular component (GO): cytoplasm
Molecular function (GO): ubiquitin protein ligase binding
Source: RefSeq, a predicted model, not a curated record